AUGGCGGACGGUCUCAAGUUUGAUGCUGUUGUUUGGAAGGCGGAGGGUCUCAAGUUUGAUGCUGCUGUCUGGACAAAGCUUAUACAAUACAACGAGAAGCGAUUGAAAUGGGUAGGGAAUCUUGACUCGCUAAAGAAAUUUAUAAGCGACUCGAUCGGCCUUGAAGGCAAAUGGCAAUCACCAGGUGGUUAUGCCAAACGUUUCACAUGUGGAAAUAAGGAUUUAGCUUUUACAUGGUACGCUUAUAAACAAAAUUCGCUUAUUUUUAAUGGUAAAGAUGGUAAUAUAUUGAGAGAUAAAUUAAUACAACUAUGUUUAGGAAGAGACUCGUCCUGUUUGGAGUCGGAAACUCAGCAAUCAAAAUUAUCAAAUGCCGAUCAACCUAAUUCUUGUACAGAAAAUUUAAACAACGGGUUAAGAAUUAAUGCAACGGCUAGUCAAGUCAGCGACGAUAAUUACAUUACUGUUAUGGACUCGUCGUUUGAUGUUUCAACUACUCUACUAGAUGCCAAAAUAGUAAAUCAAAAGCCCUCGAAUGUUUCUCCGUCACUAGCCGAAUCCUGUUUGGAGUCGGAAUCUCAACAAUCAAAUGCCGAUCAAACUAAUUCUUGUACAGAAAAUUUAAACAACAACGGGUUAAUAUUGAAUGCAACCGCUAGUCAAGUCAGCGACGAUAAUCAUAUUAUGGAUUCGUCUUUAGAUGUUUCAACUACUCUGCCAGAUGACAAAAUAGUAAAUCAAGAAGCCUCAAAUGUUUCAUCGUCACAAGCCAAAAUCGAUUGCCAGUGCUCGUGUGGGGUUAUAGCAGCGGAACUUGAGGCUAUUAAAUUUGAUAUUUCUCUUCUCCAGAAUGAAAUGCAAACUUCUUCAAACCCAGGCUCAGAAUACUCUCAUUUAUACGAACUAAACCGACUUAAAAGCGAAUUAUUGCAAGAAAAAGAGAAAUCUAGUGCCUUGGAGAAGGAAAUGGCUCUUCUUGUUCGUGAAAGAAAUAGGGAAUUUGAUGAAUUAAGGGAGUUAAUUAAUACCCUUGAGAGAAAUCUAAAUAAAUGCGAACAAGAAAAGGAUUCAAUUACCCUGGCUUUGAACUUAAUUAUGCAAGAUAAAAUAAGCGUUUCGAACAAUGAAAAUAUUACCAAGUCAAAUGAACAACAAUGGGUUCCGUCAAAAACUUGCAAUCACCUACCUAGUAUACAGAAUCAAAUUCCUCAGCAUGGUCUGCAGUCUGUUAUUCAUCGAAACAGAUAUUCACCGCUAUUUAUUGAAGACAACACGAAUGCUGAUAUACCUGAUAUCCAAGAUGAACGUCAAGAGUCAAUUAAUCUCUCUUAUAAAGAUAGAGUUCAGCAUGGGAAAUCUAGAACCACUACCAAACGUACUGAGAGUACUCGACAAUCA
Molecule: messenger RNA, 1398 nt
Organism: Paramuricea clavata
Lineage: Eukaryota; Metazoa; Cnidaria; Anthozoa; Malacalcyonacea; Plexauridae
Source: the annotation of a GenBank genome assembly